CCUGCGUCUGCUCUUCUUCCUCCGUCCCCGGUGCUCUCUGGCAGCGGUCGGGGCGCGCCCGACAGCGGCGAAGGAAAACGCACCACGAAAAACAACAUAAACAAACAGCAGCAGCACGCGGGAACGCGGAGGGCUCGAAAUAUCAGUUCCUACCGCCGCAAUUACCACCUGCGCCGAAGAAUUGCGCGCAUCCAUAAUAUGGGGGACACUAUGCUCCUCGAUGGCCCUCGCCGACGUAAAACUGCACGCGUCCGAGCGAUGCCGAAAUCUUCCGGCUCCCCGCUCCUCUCGGCCCGCGGCCUCUCGGCUCCCCGCGGCGUGCCGCCUCGCGGCCACUGGCGCCUCCAGCGUGCCUCCCGCGCGCCCCCGGGGCCGUCGGCGACCAGAGGAGGAGGAGAAGGAGGAGGAGGGGGAGGAGGAGGAGGAGGAGGAGGAGGAGGAGAAUGCCUUCUACUCCCCGCUUCCCUCCCUCGCUCGCCGCAGCCACGGGACCACGGCCAGCCGGCCAAUGAAGCUCUUCUUGCUGCUGGUAUCGCCCUCAUCAUGCUCAGCCGCCUCUGCCUCAGAGUCUUCCAAGCAACGCAAUCCCCACCCACGUCCCUUCGCGUCGCAUUUUGCCCACGCUUCGCCGGCAGCUGUCCUUUCAAGCCAGCUACGUGGCGAACCGAGGCACACCAAAGCGUCAGAAUUCUCUGAACUUCCAGUACACAUCUUCGUCACCGUCUAUGGCUUCUUGCUCGCCCCAGUACUGGUCUUGAAACCUGGGGAUGGGAAACUGAGAGGGCAUCAAAUGAAGUCAUAAUAGAGACGACGAUGUAUGUCACAUAGACUGCCCUGCAGAGAUGAAUCCACAAGAGCAGAAGCCCAGAGCACAGACGUAAUAUCUUGGAAGAUCGGGAUGUAAGGAGUAGCAAGAGCAGCAUUGCCAGGAGAGGCGCUGGAACCAGGUGAACGCAAAGAGCACAGUGAUGACAACGAACAACGCUAUACCAAGACCCGCAAGCCCCCCGAGAUGGGCAUCGGCCUCGUGAGAAGCGAGUGGACGUGGCGAGGAACUGGGAACGCGACAAGGGAUCGAAG
This is a messenger RNA of Prorocentrum cordatum, 1080 nucleotides long. NCBI's taxonomy places the organism in Eukaryota, Dinophyceae, Prorocentrales, Prorocentraceae. The record is from the annotation of a GenBank genome assembly.